Carassius carassius (crucian carp) is the source of this 3154-nucleotide messenger RNA. RefSeq names its product tetraspanin-9-like. Gene Ontology annotation, cellular component: membrane. The coding region runs from base 672 to 1682 and encodes 336 amino acids. Lineage: Eukaryota; Metazoa; Chordata; Actinopteri; Cypriniformes; Cyprinidae. The record is from RefSeq and is a predicted model, not a curated record. The transcript is spliced from 7 exons.
AAUUAGGUUGGGAGGGAAUGCCCACUCGAUGCGGCUGCUGAUAAUAGCGCGUAUCAGCACCAGAGCAGUGACUGAGAGUGCAGAAAGAGAGAGGAGGAGAGGAGCAAGGAACAGCAUGCUCUGCCAGAGACUGGUUGAAUCAAAGCAGCGUGAUUGAUUCAGGCAAACGAGGAUAAAAAAAAUCAAUAAAAACAGCUAUAGAGUUUUGCGGAGCGCAGAAUUAUGUGAGGAGAACAGGGGUGGAAGUUAGAAGGCUGUGGGAACUUAUCAGCUCCUCAAGGAAAGGCAGAGCUGAGGUCAGCAGGCAGGAGCGUGGGAUCGAGCAGCAGCUGAACCAAGUCGGACAUUGCUUGGACUAGGACACUCUUAGAGGGGUAACAAGGGGCAUAGGGUGAAGAAAUACUGCUGAAACUUCAGUUACACUCAAUGCACACCUGCUCGUGGGAGUCAAACUUCUGGAUAUUACAGCAAGGCUACGGGGCAAGCUGCCACAUCCACUAGAGCGAUUUUGCAAAGCCACUGUCAGAUUGACUUAUUCCUGAUCUUUUGUGUGAAAGAGAAAGACUAGCACUUUUUGGAACACUAGCGCGCAAGUUCAAGGUUCUGUUCAAAGACUAUUCUGAGAGACAUGAUAGAGAAUGAAAUAAAGAAAGCGGCUUCCAUUCCAGAGCAUGGAGAAGUCAAGUAGUGAGGAAUCCGCCAUUCACCGUAGCCCCUCUGUGGACAGCCGGGACUCCGAUUUUGCCCAAGCCUCCACCUCCGGUCGGCCAUUCGGAGGACGUGGCUUUAACGCUGGUGCUUUUUACGGGUCCACUGGCCCACGUGCACAAACCUCUGCUCAGAGUGGGGCAGCCAGCGAUGACAAAGGCAACAAUAAGUACAAGUCUCCUAAAGGCAGCAAAUACGUGGUCUUUUAUCUGGAUCUAUCCUUUGUGUUCCUUCUAGAGUUCAAGAAGUGCAACAUGGCUAGAGGCUGUCUUUGCUGUCUGAAAUACAUGAUGUUCGUCUUCAACCUCAUCUUCUGGUUGUGUGGCUGUGGGCUGCUGGGAGUCGGAAUCUGGCUGUCUGUGUCUCAAGGCAGCUUCGCCACCUUCUCCCCCUCCUUCCCCUCUCUCUCUGCUGCCAACAUGGUCAUCGCCAUAGGCGCCAUCGUCAUGGUGACAGGCUUCCUCGGUUGCCUGGGCGCCAUCAAGGAAAACAAGUGCCUGCUUCUGAGCUUCUUCAUUGUCUUGUUGAUUAUUCUGCUGGCUGAGCUGAUUUUGCUCAUUCUUUUCUUCGUCUACUCUGAUAAGGUCAGUGAGAAUGCAAAGCAGGACCUGAAAGAUGGUCUUGCUCUCUACAAUGCAGACAACAACAUUGGACUGAGAAAUGCCUGGAAUAUCAUCCAAGCCGAGUGGAAGUGUUGUGGCGUGACGGGUUACACAGAUUGGCACGAGGCUCUGAAAGAAAAGGUGGUGCCCGACCGCUGCUGUCAAGAGCAUUAUCAGGAGUGUGGCCGCAACUCCACCAACAUGUUCUGGACACGGGGAUGUUACGAGAAGGUUGAAGAGUGGCUUGAUGAUAAUAAGCACCUACUCGGAACCAUCGGCAUGUGUAUCUUGGUAGUUCAGCUCCUAGGAAUGGCCUUUUCCAUGACACUGUUCCAUCAGAUCCACAGAAGCGGGAAGAAGUAUGAUGCUUAACAAGUCCGUUUCUCAAGGGAGGAGCCCUGGUGCAUUAUGGGACAGACUUUGGGGGAGAGCUCCUCCACUUGUAUCUAACUUCCCCUACUGGCCAACCCUCUUCCCAUUAAUUCCCCAGCUUAUACCUUACCAUCCUGUAUAGACUUCAGUCACGGCCUUUCUCUUUUCCCCCAUCUGCUCAUCUGCCAAAGAGACCCGGGGACAGCGAGGAACGAGAGGACCGAUUCUUGGCCAGCAUCCUCCCCAUAAGGCCUCUGACUUGCUUCAUCUCCUCUAGAACCUUUAUUUUAUGCUUGAACUAACUAACGUUUGCGGGAAGGAGAAUAAUGACAACAAACUGUGUGGCUUUACUAAUAUGUAAAUCCUUUCACCCGACAUACAGAAAGACGAGAAGACAUCAGACUGAAAACCUUCAGGGUGGGAUGAAUUUGAAAAGCAUCACCUCCAUCUACAGUGUAAAUGACAAACAGUUUCAUUUUAGCAUGAUGCGGUUUUGUACAAGACAGAAAACUCAUUUUGGCUCAAGACUUCUUUGUUUGUUUUUAUAUGUGACUUUGCCCCAACCCCAUUAUUGUCAUUUUUUUGCACCUAAGAAUUGGAAGAAGCCUGUACAAAGAGUUAAGCAGGAAUUUGAGUAUGUCUGAGUGUGUUGGUAAUCAAGCCUUUUCUUAUGUUUAAAGGUUUGUGGUUUGUGGACGCAUCAAAAUGUGCUGAAAGUUUCACUCUAAUGAGAACCAUCACAAUCUAAUGUCAGUAUAAUUCAUCAAACAGGGACUGUUUUAUCUUAUACAGAUGGUCUAAUUAGCCAGCCGUGCACAUACAUGCAAAAACAUCCUCUUUGUUAACCACUAAAAGGUCAUUUUAACCAAACUGCUACUGAAAGUUGUUUUAGAAGUAGAAGGAAGGUUACAAAAGUAAGUAAACCAGGCAUGUAUAAGAGGCAGAGGUUUGUGAGUUUGACAAUUUCCUCACGUUCUGUUCAUUUAUUUCAAGUCUGUACCCUAAAAAACAUCAAGACAAAGCCUAAUGAUACAGAUUCCACCUAGUUCAUGUUUGCACAUCUCCCCAUGACAGUGGAAAAUCAAUGCACUCCGCAAAUCAAAUCAAAUCUGUAGCACUUUCUUCCAUGGAACAUAAAAUGAAAUAGUUUGAAGAAUGUUGCUCUUUGCUGUACAACAAAAGCAGACCUGAUGCUUUCAAACUUUUAAAGGAUGGAAAAAAUAAAUAAAUAAGACAUAUGAUUUAGAUUGGUGCUCUACAUUAUAUUUCAAGUUUUCUGUAGUUUUCUUCAUUUCAAAACGUCCUUGCUUGCUUCACAACAGGAAACCCUCCACCAGCUCUCAUUUGUGCAUAUGCAUAUUCAAACUUGGUGACUAAAUCAGUAUUUCAUUAGGUUUUAUGUUACUUUUUUAGUAUCUUUUAAUAUGUAAACGUUCUGAGCUGCAAGAAGGUCAUUAAUAGAACUUUGUGAU